AUGGGUUCUUGGAAAAGAAUAAAAGUUCAGCAAUUAUCAGAAGCCGAGUCUUGGGGCCUCUUCGUUGAAGUAGUUGGUGAACAUGUUGCUGCCGAUAAUAUAAAAUGUUCUGUUAGAAAAAUUGUUGAAAGGUGUAAGGGUCUUCCCCUCGCAAUUGUCACUGUUGCUCGUGCAAUGACAAAUCAACAUGGAGUUGGGGUGUGGAAGAAUACUGCAAGGGAAAUAGAGCAAUCAACGACAGAGCUCCGAGGUAUGAUAGAUGAAGUACUAGUUCCUUUAAAGUUCAGUUUUGAUAGAUUGAAGAAUGAUAUGCUUAGGAGUCUAUUUCUUUAUUAUGCUUGUUUCCCUGAAAACAAUAACAUAGGGGAAUAUGAGAUUUUAAAUUAUUGCAUUAGAGAAGGAUUAGCAGAUAAAUUAGGGAGUUUGAAAGCUGCAAGGAAUAAAGUUGAGGAUCUGAUUGAGAGCUUGAAAAUUGCUAACAUGUUGGAAGAUAGAGAGUAUAAAGGUAGUGCGAGGAUGCAUGAUAUGAUGCGAGAGCUUGCACAUUGGAUUACUUCUUCAGAGUACUUGGAUAGUAGCCCCAAGUUCUUGAUAAGGACUGGUAAAUCAGUUAAAGAGGCACCACAGCCUCUUGAGUGGGUAGAUACAACAACGAUUUCUCUAAUAGAUACCAUAAUAAAGGAGUUGCCAGUGUUGGGAGAGACAUGCCGAAAACUAACCACUUUGCUAUUGAGGAGCAAUCUUCGGGUGCUUAGGCUACAAAGGUGUGCAAGUUUGAGAGCGUUGCCUGAACUUGGAAUGCUUCAACUCCAAAUUUUAGAUUUAAAUUUUUGUGAAAAGUUAGAUCAGCAAAUCCUUGGAUCUGAAUGUGUGGGAAGUGAAAGCAAUUUAAGGUACUUGGAUUUGGAAAGGACCAACGUUUCUAUUCCAGUGGGGAUGAAGGACUUGGAGCUGAGGCAUUGCAGAGUAAUGAAACAAGACAAUCUACUAGCUCUCAAUGAAUCUCAAAAUCUACAAUUAUUAAGUAUUGUGGGUUGUCCAGGUCUGACAUGUGUGCCUAUUGAUGUUAAAGAGACUGUUAUGAUAAUGGGUUGUGAGGAGUUGGAGAAGGUGUUUGAUGAAGAGGACAUCUACCAAGGGUCAUCCUCUAUUAAGGAAUUAAUCCUGGAAAGAUUACCCAAAUUGGAAAAGUUAUAUGUUGGUCUUCCACCACUAAAUUGCUUUGGUCAACUAUCAUGGAUACAUAUACAGUAUUGCAAUAGAUUGAAGAUGGUCUUCACCAAGGGAAUGCCAUGUCUCUACAACUUGGAGACAAUGUUAGUUUCUGGUUGUGAAAGAAUGGAAGUAAUAAUUGAAGCAGAGGAAGAAAUUGGGGAGGAGUUGGAAGGGAAGAGUAAUAUUGAUAAUGGAGGAGUAGUCAUCUCACCCUUCCCAAAACUGAUGUCUUUAGUUCUACUUGACCUACCAACACUAGCUGACUUGUGUAGCAACCACAUCUUGCCUUGCAUUGCCCUCUUAUAA
Molecule: messenger RNA, 1521 nt
Organism: Telopea speciosissima
Lineage: Eukaryota; Viridiplantae; Streptophyta; Magnoliopsida; Proteales; Proteaceae
Product: probable disease resistance protein At1g61300
Exons: 4
Coding region: 1-1521 (506 amino acids)
Molecular function (GO): ADP binding
Source: RefSeq, a predicted model, not a curated record